AUGCCGAGUGCACCGUUCAGUUCCUCGCGUAAUUACGUUAGACGUUCCAGAAGGAGGACUGCCAACAGGAUUCCUCUGCCAUCAAGAACAUCAUCGGUUGAACCAUGUGAUCUUCUUUGUCCAGCGUCGAACCCAAUGCCAUUGAGCGGUGGAGGAGCCGGUGGAGCUCGUGGAUCGUCACCAAGUGUUUCAGGCGUAGCAGCCCCCUCACCCUCGCCAAACCACUCACACUCAUCGCCGUAUGACCUGAGACGGAAAAGCCCACCACAUCCGGAUCCAGCACCAGGUUCCAGCUCGGCAUUACCUCCUCAGGGUGGGAGUAGCAUCGUUGCUGCACUUGGUUCCUUUUCUCUGCCAGCGAGAAAACGACCCAGACGAACAUGCUCACUGUCAACCGAUGGUACCAACACGAACACAGCGGCACACUAUCUCCUGUAUGAACUACCAGACGAGGUGUUGCUGACGAUAUUCAAUUUCUUCCUUGAAAUAGACCUAUGCCGUAUGUCACAAGUUUGCAAACGUUUUCAAGCAAUCGCCAAUGAUACUGAACUUUGGAAAUCACUUUAUCAGCAAGUAUAUCAAUAUGACUUGCCGCUAUUUAAUCCAGCACCCUGUAAAUUUGAAUUUGUAUCGCCGGACGACUCUGAUUAUCCAAAUCCCUGGAAGGAAAGUUUUCGACAGUUAUACAGAGGAGUUCACGUAAGACCUGGUUUUCAAGAUCUUAAAUUUAAGGGUAGAAAUUUGCCAUACUUUAACACUGUACAAGGAGCUCUUGAUUACGUUGAUGAGUACAGAAGUAAUAAUGGAAAUAACACGGCAAGUGGGAGCACCAGUAGCACUUCCAGUCAAAACAGUAAUGCCUCAUCUUCAACGUCAAAUAGUCAAAAUAAUGGUUGCGCAAACAUCGCUACACUGUUUCCAGAGGAUGCGCCUCAACAUAUUAUUUUCUUACACGCUGGUACAUAUCGUGGCGAGUUUCUCGUUAUUGACAGUGACGUUGCGCUUAUUGGAGCUGCUCCUGGCAAUGUUGCUGAGUCGGUAAUUCUCGAACGUGAAAGUGAAUCCACGAUGAUGUUUGUUGAGGGAGCUAAACGUGCAUACGCUGGACAUCUUACUUUAAAAUUCACACCGGAUGUAACCAGUACAGUGCCCCAUCACAAACAUUAUUGUCUUGAAAUAGGAGAAAAUUGCAGUCCUACGAUAGAUCACUGUAUAAUACGAAGUUCCAGUGCCGUAGGUGCAGCUGUCUGUGUAUCCGGUGGCGGUGCAAAUCCAAUAGUUAAGAAUUGCGACAUUUCAGACUGUGAAAAUGUCGGGCUUUAUGUUACUGACCACGCACAAGGUACCUACGAAGAUAAUGAAAUAUCUCGGAAUGCUCUUGCCGGUAUUUGGGUAAAGAAUUACGCAAAUCCAAUAAUGCGACGAAAUCACAUACAUCACGGUCGUGAUGUUGGUAUAUUCACAUUCGAUAAUGGACUUGGUUACUUUGAGGGUAAUGACAUUCACAACAAUCGUAUUGCCGGUUUUGAAGUUAAGGCAGGCGCUAAUCCCACAGUUACUCAAUGUGAAAUUCAUCAUGGUCAAACUGGUGGUAUUUAUGUUCACGAGAAUGGUCUUGGUCAAUUUAUUGACAACAAAAUUCAUUCGAAUAAUUUUGCUGGUGUUUGGAUAACUUCUAAUUCGAAUCCAACUAUACGUCGUAAUGAAAUUUACAACGGUCAUCAAGGUGGUGUUUACAUAUUUGGUGAGGGUAGAGGUUUGAUUGAGCAUAACAAUAUUUACGGGAAUGCUCUUGCUGGCAUUCAAAUACGAACCAAUUCAGAUCCAAUUGUUAGACACAAUAAAAUUCAUCACGGCCAACACGGUGGUAUUUAUGUUCAUGAAAAAGGGCAAGGACUUAUAGAAGAAAAUGAAGUUUAUGCAAAUACUUUGGCUGGUGUUUGGAUCACUACUGGAUCGACGCCGAUAUUAAGGAGAAAUCGAAUUCACAGCGGCAAACAAGUUGGUGUUUAUUUUUAUGAUAAUGGACAUGGGAAACUUGAAGACAAUGAUAUCUUUAAUCACCUGUACUCAGGAGUACAAAUAAGGACUGGAAGUAAUCCCGUUAUUCGAGGAAACAAGAUAUGGGGUGGCCAAAAUGGCGGUGUUCUCGUGUACAACAGUGGUCUGGGGUUACUCGAGCAGAACGAAAUAUUCGAUAACGCUAUGGCUGGCGUUUGGAUAAAGACAGACAGUAAUCCAACCCUCAAGAGGAACAAAAUAUUCGAUGGGCGGGAUGGUGGGAUAUGUAUAUUCAACGGUGGUAAAGGAAUUCUGGAGGAAAACGAUAUUUUCCGUAAUGCUCAAGCCGGAGUACUUAUAUCAACGCAAUCGUACCCAGUAUUGAGGAGAAACCGUAUAUUCGAUGGACUUGCUGCCGGUGUAGAAAUAACUAAUAAUGCAACUGCAACUUUAGAGUUUAAUCAAAUUUUUAAUAAUCGAUUUGGAGGAUUAUGUUUAGCAAGUGGAGUUCAGCCAACUUCACGAGGUAAUAAAAUAUUCAGUAAUCAAGACGCUGUAGAAAAGGCCGUUGAAAACGGUCAAUGUCUGUAUAAAAUAUCAUCAUAUACGUCGUUUCCGAUGCACGACUUCUAUCGCUGUCAAACGUGCAACACAACUGAUAGAAAUGCUAUUUGUGUCAACUGCAUAAAAACUUGUCAUGCUGGCCACGAUGUUGAGUUUAUAAGACACGAUAGAUUCUUUUGUGACUGUGGUGCAGGAACGUUAAGUAAUCAAUGCCAGCUUCAGGGUGAGCCUACGCAAGAUACUGAUACGUUUUUACAAAGUAGGCAAAAAUCUAAUUAA
This is a messenger RNA of Cotesia congregata, 2844 nucleotides long. NCBI's taxonomy places the organism in Eukaryota, Metazoa, Arthropoda, Insecta, Hymenoptera, Braconidae. The record is from the annotation of a GenBank genome assembly.